CAAAAAAGCUGUUUCAUAUAUUUGUUCAAGAAGCAACAUAAUAAUCUUAGACGGUAAUAAUCUUCUAAACUACUUGUCUCUGCACCUCCCAAUUUUCACUAAUACGGACUUUCAGUUUAUAUAUGUAUCACGUACCGUACUUUUUUGAUUGUUUGUUACUAAUUAUUGACAUUUCUAAAUUACUUUACCAUAUAAGGCUAUCUUUCAUGUCAUAUGUGUUAAAAUUUAUACAACUUGCUCCUUUAUAUUCUAUCUUGCCUCCACACAGAUACUGACAUAAAUACUUCAUCUCCACUACUAUCUUCCUGCCAUUGUCAUCUGUUUUUAACACCACUAAUCCUCACGAUACAUUGACCCUUGGUUAAAACAUAGAUUUUGAUUUUUAGACUAACUUGAGCCCUCGGAAUUGAUUUUUUUCACCCCUCUCUAUUUCCAACAUUCUGUUCAAUCCACUUGCUACACGUCACUUUCUUAUCAUGCCACAAAAGAAAAUGAAGACCCCUGCUUCUAGGCGUCCAGCCAAACGUAGGAAAACGACACAAUUUAACACCACUACUGACACGAUUUCCAACAGUUUCAACGAGACGAGCCACUCCGUUCAUCUGGAAGCAGACAAGCUUUUACCAGUUGUCUCCAUUCCAGACAUGUUGAAAACUCUGAUGGUAAACAGUGAUGAUAAUCGCAACUGCAACCAUAUGGAUGCUAUAAAAAAGUUGCAAGUAGACAUGAACAUUCUCAACCCGCUUAAAUAUCUCAUCAACCCCAACCUCACAGAGACUCCAGAUCAAAUGAAUGACAUAAAUAUUUUCCUAGAUCGUGUUGCAUCAGAAGUAUUUGAAAGAAUAAGACGAUCUAGUAAUGCAAUUGUGUUUAAUAUACCGGAUACACAUGCCCUUAAAAAUAUCAAAUCUAGUCUGCUUAGAGCCAGCAAUAUGACACACGUACCAUGUGUAUGCACAAGAUUAAAAAGAAGUCAUCCUGGUAUGCACUCACCGAUCUUGUUCAAAUUCAACUCAUCUGUAGACGCCAGUGAAUUUUUAAAUUCCUCCAAUUCAUUGAGACAAAAACAGAUUUUCAAGGAUAUUAAGACUCUUCCGGAUAAAACACCAUGCCAGCGAAAAGCAGGAAGAGAUAACUACCGACCACCAGCGUCAAACUCUCAAACGCAUCGUAAUCCUAAUGGUCGUAAAGUUAAGUCCGAUUCUAAGGGGACGUCUAGCUUAACAAUUUUGCCGUCACCGAAAAACUCUUCUGAAUCUCCUGAAGUUCAAAACCCAGAAGAAAGUAAUCCCGAUGUAGGUGGUGUCCAUCCUCUUGAGAAUGUUGACUUAGAUUCAACCCGAAGUAGUUGUGCUGAUGAAGAAUGGGAUAACACAACCCAAACCCCUGUUAGUGCAACACCCAGUUACAGUAACUGUGCAACGGAUAACAGGAAAACUAAUCAUAACAUCCAUAUAACUGACCACGCACUUAACGUUGAUAUAUUCGAACCUCGCAAACCAUCGCAAGUAUGUUUAACAGUACACAAUCCCCUCCAACAUAUGAAGAAGCCGAAAUCAACCACAACCCUUGGAAAUAAACGUCUUAAACACGUUACCCAUACGUCAGGUAUAAAUAGUUAUCUGAAUUGUAAUUGGCCACUUGGUCAAAACCAUAGACCUGAUAGCCUUCUUGGUCCGGCUCCCAAUAUGUACACUAUGCCCUUAUCAGAUGUUAGAUCCAACAGCAAUGAGAAAACUUUUUUUGUAAUUCCGCCGGCUUUCCUGCCGGCAACGGUAAACAUAUUUCACAUGAUAACAAAGUGGUUGAAUCUAUUUCCCCUCGCAACACAACUCUCACCUUAGCUAAUCCUAUGAGUAUUCAUGGAACUACCAAUUGCGAUUUAUACUCCAACCUGCUUCACUAUGAUGACUCUGAGUUUCUUAUUCUUUCGUUCAAUGCCCGCUCUCUGUCUAAUAAAAUUAUUCAUCUUAAAACUCUUUUAUUCCUUGUAAAUCCAACCAUUGUACUUAUUACGGAAACGUGGUGUAAUUCAUCUAUAUCCGAUCAUUCCUUGAAUGUAGAUAACUACGUUUUCUUUAGAACCGAUAGAUGUUAUGGAAUAGGAGGCGGUACAAUUAUCUAUGUUCGUUCAGACAUUCAAGCGUGCAAAUUUGAGGACAAAUCCCUUGAUGCUAUAGAAGACUCCACUUGGGUUACUGUAAACUGUGGAUCCCAAAAUUAUUUACUG
Schistosoma guineensis is the source of this 2230-nucleotide messenger RNA. The record is from the annotation of a GenBank genome assembly. Lineage: Eukaryota; Metazoa; Platyhelminthes; Trematoda; Strigeidida; Schistosomatidae.